Thunnus maccoyii (southern bluefin tuna) is the source of this 3300-nucleotide messenger RNA. Its product is annotated as homeodomain-interacting protein kinase 1-like. Gene Ontology annotation, biological process: peptidyl-threonine phosphorylation; smoothened signaling pathway; peptidyl-serine phosphorylation. The transcript has 14 exons. The record is from RefSeq and is a predicted model, not a curated record. NCBI's taxonomy places the organism in Eukaryota, Metazoa, Chordata, Actinopteri, Scombriformes, Scombridae. Bases 1113 to 2972 code for a protein of 619 amino acids. Gene Ontology annotation, molecular function: SMAD binding; transcription coactivator activity; ATP binding. Gene Ontology annotation, cellular component: cytoplasm; nucleus; PML body.
GAGCACAAUGAUCCCGGAAGAUCUGGGUAAUUUUAUACCCAGAAGGCAAACUUUUUGGCUUCAUGUGCCACUGAGCAACUUUCCUAGGAAUGAACGGGGCCCCGCCUCCGACACUGUAUCCAGUUCUCUUUGUACAUCCGUGUCCCUCACCAGUCAACAACAAAAUACAAUAUUGAUAUCAUGUUGGUCCAAUGACAGUUUCCAAAUUUCAUCUUCAAAUCUCUACAACGGUAAAGCAAUAGUCCAAAUUUCCUUUUUUCAGAUUUAGAGGUUACGUUUCACUUCGUUAUCGAGCAGUAGGCCUAGAUAGCUGCUUCCGUUAGCUAACGCAACAGUUGGCUUGUUGUAGCAGCCCUGAAGGGCUGUUGAGGACUGUUGUUAAAGCCUCUGGAAAUGUGGCUUUAAAUAGUAAAAAUGAUAUCAAAUGAUAUCAAAGUUGAGUGUCUCAUUAAGCAUCCACAAAAAUCUGAAUGAAAAAAAACAUUCAUAACUAUUAGAAAACCUAGCUCCAAAACAACUCAUUUGGCUGCUCAAACCAUUUCUCAGGAUUGUGGGGAAGAGCUCACUCUCAGCUCAAGUACCAUUUCAUUUUCCAUUCAAUGUUGACAUGGUAUAAACUACUAAAUCUAUGAAAUGGACUCUUCUUGGGUUAGAAAGCUUGACAAAUCAACUAAUUAGAAAACUAGGUUAGAACACCCAAAUCUGUGUUUUUAUUUAACUGUAUCUCCCAGAGUAUAGCGCCAACAGUAUUAGCAUUCUCCAUUCAUAUAAAUUAAACGGUUAGCAUAGCUUAAACGUUUUGCUAUUAACUACAAAAUAUAUCAAAUGGACCCUACUUGGUUGAAAGCUUGGACAAUUCACUAACUAACAAAUUAGGUUAGACCACCCAAAUCUGUGUUUUUAUUUAACUGCGCUUCCACACAGACCACACAUAUUUGUGUUUUAUUGAACUAUACCAUCCAGACUAAGAAGCUAAGUGCUUUAGCAUCUUUCAUUCACUUACAUGAAACCGUUAGCAUUAGCUUUGCUAUGCUACAUUUUGGAGCUACUUAUCCAGAUUUGGGUGGUGUACCCCAGUCUGCUGGUUAGCUUAACACAGUAAUUUUCAAACCAUGUCAGGCUCAUUUGAAUUUAUCAGUGUAGCUAAAAAAAAAGCGCCGUGCAUUGUUUUCUCAUGGAGGAGACGAUAUGACUUUAAGCUAACAGGAGAAUGGAUUUGGACUGGGGGCUGCAGCAGCCUCAGGACGCCACCGAGGAGCAGCUGGAGAGCUCCGCUCUGUCCGGGCUGGACCCUCAGCGGGACUACAGUGACAUGCUGCAACCAGACGUACCACUGCUCUAAGCUUUCUGAGAGACUAUUGACGACAAUGUCAUCCAUGACCUGUAAUAAGAACCCCUUCGAACUCCCCGAAACAUAUGAAUUCAUGAAGGUUUUGGGACAAGGCGGCUUUGGAGUGGUGCUGAAAUGUCUGAAGAAAGACACAAAAGACAUUGUGGCUGUAAAGAUCCCAAGACACGACCACGACCACAACGCUACUGACAUAAAGGAGUUUUGUAUGCUGAAGAACUUGAUGCACCACAACUUGGACAAAUACAAUAUUGUCAAGUUUUAUGAUUGGUUUGAGGUGAGGAAUGGAAAGGCCCUGGUCUUCGAGUCGUUGGACAUCAGCUUAGGCAAAUACAUUCGCUAUCAUCACCCAUUAUGUCUGAGUAAAAUCAGAGUCAUCAUCCAACAGUUGGCCACAGCAUUCGACGCACUCAAGAGAAUCAGAGUGAUCCAUACUGAUGUCAAACUAGACAAUAUAAUGGUGGUGAAUCGCUGGACUAAUCCCCUCAGAGUCAAGUUGAUAGACUUCGGUUUGGCCACGCCCGCAACUCAAACCUGGACGGGCAUGAGAUUGCAGACAGUUUACUACAGGGCUCCGGAAAUCAUUUUGGGCCUUCCAUGUUCGGAGGCCAUUGAUAUGUGGUCACUGGGAAGUGUGCUGGCUGCCAUGAUCCUCGGCUGUAUACUGUUCCCUGCAAAAGAUGAAUAUGAAGCAAUGCAAUUCAUGACUGAACUCCUGGGUCAGCCAGCGGACGAUCUACUGAGGAAGGGAAGGAAAACACACUGUUUUUUCAACAAGACUGACACCGACGGCUGGAGGCUGAUGACACCUGAAGAGUACUGGGGGAAAUUUCAUCAGCCUCGCAUUGACCACAGGAAGUUCAAACAUCCCUCUCUGGAUUACUUGAAACAGAUUCGUCAAGAGGAUAGCUGUGAUGAAGCUGUGGAUUGGGAGAAAUGUACUGAGCUUCUGAAGGCAAUGCUCAAAAUAAAUGAGGCUGAGAGGAUUACCCCCAGUGAAGUCCUCACUCAUCCUUUCAUUGCACAAGGCUGCAACAACUCUCGCAAUGAAGCUCCAGAGGCAGCAGCUGCUCAACCCAGCCAGACCCAGACCCAGACCCAGACCGAGUCCGAGUCCGAAGUGCCAGCAGAGAAGACCACGGUAGAUGAGAGGACACGUGGAGCCCUCAGUCCAACUUCCACACAGCUGCCGUUAAGUCAGGAGAGCGCAAUCAGUGAGGUGCUAGCUUCAGCCAGUGAGCACCCUGUUUGUGACCCUCCUGCCCCUGCUCUGACGGAUGAAGCCACUAACAUCCACCCAGACCACCACAGUCGCUCUCCAAAAAUUUCACGGACGGUCAUAAUUAUGGUUCGUCCUGCCACAGCCGAGAACACCGUGGCACUGGAAAGUGAGGAGAGUGACACCAGUUCGCAGUCUGGGAUGUCAGAGUCUUCGCUGGAAGUCAGUGACAGUGACAUGUCUUGGACAUCUGAGGACUCCACCACAUCUGAUGACUCCGGGACCACAGAGGAGGAGGACAAGAAGAUGACGAAGAAGAAGAAGAAGAACUGCUUCCGGCGCUUCUUCUCUUGGAUGAAGAAGAACUUUUGCUGCUGCUGGACCGGUGUCGAAGAGGACGAUUAAGGUAAGAAGGGAGGAUCUGUGAAGGUUUUUAUAGCAUGAUUUUCUAUAAAAAACCUUCCCAGAUCUUCAAGGUGAGUUGGACACUCUAAAUUGUAUAGGAAGUAUUCAGUGAAGAAAAUACUUUUAAGAGUAGGCAUAAAACUUUCCUUUUUGAUAAAGCUUAUAGUUAGGGCCGCCCAGGCUCGCCUUGGAUCAGCCCUUAGUUAUGCUGCUAUAGGCCUAGACUGCCUUCCCAUGAUGCAUUGAGCUCCAGUCUCCUCCUCCUCCUCCUCUCCAUCUGUAUUCAUUCAUGUACCAUUAAUGCAUGUAACUAACUUGGCUUCUUCCC